GCACCUUCUGGGUCCCGCAGCUUUCCUCCCUUGGUUGGGCUCCCGGGUUGCGUUGCUCGCUUGGUUCCUGCCUUGUUGCGUUGCGUGUGUUUGCCAGUUGCUGAUUCCUGCCUCACCUGCACCAUCUCACCUCGGCUGGGCUCUCCUCUCCUCUCCAUUCUCUCUCUUCUCUCCUCUUGCAUCCUACCCUGGCACGCCGUGCCGUGCCUUGCCUUGCCUUGCCUUGCCUCGCCUCGCCUUUCUUUCCCCUUCCUUCCUCUUUCCUUUCCCUGUCCUCCUCGCCUCCUCUCUCCUGUUCCCAUCACUUCUACCCUGACCCGCCUGCCUGCCAGACUUCUCCUUGCGACGCCACCGCCCCACCGACCUAUGAGGUUACGGGGGAGAUGUGGAUGAGAGCGAAGCGGCUGGAGCAACAACUGAUGAAGAAACAACCACAACCCGAGGCUUGGUUGAUCGUCUGCUGUUGUUGUUGAAUAGUUCAUCGAUAGAUUAGACGAAACUCGCGAGUCAUCACCGCGUCGUGUCGCCUGUUAGCGAAAGAGCGAGUGUGCGAGUGAGCGAGUGCCUGUCAAUACAAAGAUUUGUCGUUGUUGCUGGCACAGGACGAAGAGGAGUCAAGGCUCAACGCUAGGCUCGGCUUGGCGGGGUCUUUGUGUUCCUCUCUUCGCCGGGCGAGAGAGCAGCCAGUGUACGAGCGAGCGGGAGCGACGGAGGGUCGUAGUAUUAUAUAGGACUUCGGAGAGAAGGCAGCGGAGGUGCGAGAAACAGGAAAGUUGUCACUAGUUCGUCAAGGGGUCGGAAAGAGGGGCAUAUCUGCAGUGGUUGCAGUAUGUCAGAAAGCCAAGCGAGUCUGUUGCUGCGUAAGCAGCUAAAAGAUCUUUCCAGGAAUCCGGUUGAUGGUUUCUCAGCAGGAUUGGUGGAUGAUUCAAAUGUGUUUGAGUGGAAUGUGACGAUCAUCGGCCCGCCGGAUACGCUCUAUGAGGGAGGCUACUUUAAUGCCAUCAUGAGUUUUCCAAACAACUACCCCAACAGUCCUCCGUCAGUAAGAUUUACCUCGGAAAUGUGGCAUCCAAAUGUUUAUCCAGACGGACGUGUGUGUAUCUCAAUUCUGCACGCGCCAGGAGACGACCCCAAUGGUUAUGAGCUUGCCAGCGAGCGAUGGUCCCCAGUGCACACCGUGGAGACUAUUUUAUUGAGUAUUAUCUCAAUGCUAUCAAGUCCGAAUGACGAAUCACCAGCUAAUAUUGACGCCGCCAAGGAGUGGCGAGAGACCAAAGAAGAAUUCAAACGGAAAGUGAGCCGGAUCGUGAGGCGCUCUCAGGAAGUAUUGUAAAUCAAAUGAAGGUCUUAUGAUUGAGUUGAACUGGGAGGUCCAGGCUAUUUUAAUAGCUGCUGUUAAUCAAUCUUAGCUAACGGGAUUGUGCAUUAUUCCCAAACAUAUUUGGGAAGUAAGAGCCAUGGUGUUCGACACACUUCCACUGUGUACCAGACACCUCCUAUUGGGCCACAUGUGUUGGCGCUGUUAAUAGGCUUACCAUAGUUAGACAGUUAAGAAUUGGAGAGUUGGGCCACAUGAGCAAGUCAUUGGUCGGCCGUAGGAAGUGUUUUGGGCUUUCUCGGUAAGCUGUUCUUUGGUUAGCAUGUGUCAGACAUGUCGGGGGUGUGAAGUACGAAGUAUGUCUCCUAAAUGCUGGUAUAGGGCACUUUCGCACAUGAAGAUCUUCCGUGCUCUCCCACCUGUCUACCAUUUUACUGUUUUGUAGGAGAGUUCUUCAGGAGUGGGGGAUGGUUGCUGGGAUUCGUGUAAGUUGGGGAUUAGGUUAAGUACCUGCGUAGUUGGCUGGGAUUUCUCUUACUGUACAAGAGAUAGUUUGACUAUGGACAUCAUUAUUGAAUGUGGCAUGUAAGACCGGACUGGGUUGGAGACGCAGGAUUGCGUCGACCUUUUUCGGUCACUCAGUACUGGUGUCUACUCGGAGUUCUCGAGAACUGCUGUCCUUAUUUGGAUUCCAUGAGUCAUGUGUGAAACUUGGAAACUUGAGCAUUAUGCGGCG
Messenger RNA from Marchantia polymorpha subsp. ruderalis, 2054 nucleotides. The record is from the annotation of a GenBank genome assembly. NCBI's taxonomy places the organism in Eukaryota, Viridiplantae, Streptophyta, Marchantiopsida, Marchantiales, Marchantiaceae.